Messenger RNA from Gavialis gangeticus (Gharial), 779 nucleotides. It is a transcript of the gene DNLZ, whose product is annotated as DNL-type zinc finger. The transcript has 4 exons. NCBI's taxonomy places the organism in Eukaryota, Metazoa, Chordata, Crocodylia, Gavialidae. Gene Ontology annotation, cellular component: mitochondrion. The record is from RefSeq and is a predicted model, not a curated record. Gene Ontology annotation, biological process: protein stabilization; protein import into mitochondrial matrix; protein folding. Gene Ontology annotation, molecular function: protein-folding chaperone binding; zinc ion binding. Bases 1 to 555 code for a protein of 184 amino acids.
AUGACGAUUGGGCUGACCCCUGACCCCUGCCAGCAGCCCAGCAGGGGGAGCAAGGCCGGGCCGGCUGCCCGCACCCAAGAUGGCGGCGGCGGUGGCCUGGAGCGCCCGCCCCUUCCGGGCGCAAGGGUCGACGGGAUGCUGCGGGCUGCCGGGCGCGCGCUGCUGCUGCUGGCCGGGGGCUCCUCACCUGGCAGCGCCGUGGGAGGGGUCGUCGCCCGCUACUGCCUGGUUUACACGUGCCAGGUCUGCAAGACAAGAUCUGCGAAAACUAUCUCCAAAGUAGCGUAUCACAAGGGAGUGGUGAUAGUGAAAUGCCCUGGCUGCCAGAACCACCACAUCAUAGCAGAUAACCUGGGAUGGUUCACAGAUUUGGAAGGGAAGAGGAAUAUUGAGGAAAUCCUUGCGGCCAAGGGGGAGAAGGUGAGGCGUGUUGUCGGCGAGGACGCCUUGGAGCUGCUCCUGGAGCACGCAGCGGACGCAGUGCCCCAAAGCCACCCCCCAGAGGGAGACGGUGGGGGAGGUUCCCCUGAGUCCGGAGGCAGGGACCCGACCUGAUCCCCAGGAUGUCCCUGGGGAUAGAGAGACCGCAGUGCCGCGUUGUGCUUUACAGACGUCCAUGGUUCUUGUAAAUAAAUUCAGCCGCACAAAAGCCUUGUCCUCCGGUUGAUUUCUUAACUUGGCACUGGGCUGCUUAACCCGAGAUCAGCCACAUGUUUGUACAGGACUUGAGACCCUCCUUGUUACACAUGAUUGAUUUUAAAACCAGAUUUAUUUCUUCU